This is a messenger RNA of Penicillium samsonianum, 1650 nucleotides long. Its product is annotated as sugar porter family MFS transporter. Gene Ontology annotation, cellular component: membrane. Gene Ontology annotation, biological process: carbohydrate transport; transmembrane transport. Bases 1 to 1650 code for a protein of 549 amino acids. Lineage: Eukaryota; Fungi; Ascomycota; Eurotiomycetes; Eurotiales; Aspergillaceae. Gene Ontology annotation, molecular function: carbohydrate:proton symporter activity. The transcript is spliced from 3 exons. The record is from RefSeq and is a predicted model, not a curated record.
AUGUUUGUCGUGGGAAAUCUAUACGCCAUCACGGCGGUGUCCGUCAUUGGCGGUGCACUGUUCGGUUUCGAUAUCUCGUCCAUGUCCGCUAUUAUCGGCACGCCGGCCUAUAAGUGUUAUUUCAAUCACGGUCCUCGGGGCCCUCCAUUCAACGACGACGACAUAUGUAGUGGUCUCAGCUCCCUGGCUCAGGGUGGUGUUACCGCUGCCAUGCCCGGCGGUUCUUGGCUCGGUGCUCUUAUCUCUGGUUUCAUUUCGGAUCGUCUUGGUCGCAAGUAUGCUAUUAUGGUUGGUUGUGUCAUUUGGGUUAUUGGCUCCGUUAUUGUCUGCGCUUCGCAGAACAUGGGUAUGCUUAUUGCUGGACGUGUCAUCAACGGUCUCAGUGUCGGAAUUGAGUCCGCUCAGGUUCCUGUCUAUAUCUCGGAGCUUGCUCCUCCCUCCAAGCGUGGUCGUCUCGUCGGCUCCCAGCAGUGGGCCAUCACCUGGGGUAUUUUGAUCAUGUACUAUAUCUCCUUCGGUUGCUCGUUCAUCGGACAUGGCAACAACUCCACCUCCCACAACUACAGCGAGUCUGUCUUCCGUAUCCCCUGGGGUGUGCAGGCCGUCCCCGCCGUCCUCCUCUUCUUCGGAAUGAUGAUCCUCCCCGAGUCCCCUCGCUGGUUGGCCCGCAAGGACCGCUGGGAGGAGUGCCAGUCGGUGCUAGCCCUAGUCCACGGCAAGGGUGACAUGAACAGCCCCUUCGUUCUGGCCGAGAUGCAAGAGAUCCGCGACAUUUGCGAGUUCGAGCGCGAGAACAAGGAUGUCACCUACUUAGAACUGUUCAAGCCCCGGAUGAUCCACCGCACCUUGACCGGAAUCUGGACGCAAAUCUGGUCCCAACUGACCGGUAUGAACGUCAUGAUGUACUACAUCACAUACGUCUUCACCAUGGCCGGAUACAAGGGCGAUGCCACCCUCCUCGCUUCCUCCAUCCAGUACAUCAUCAACGUGGUCAUGACCGUGCCCGCUCUGAUCUGGGUUGACCGUUGGGGCCGUCGUCCUACUCUCCUUAUCGGCGCUAUCCUCAUGAUGACCUGGAUGUUCGCCAACGCGGGUAUCAUGGCCAAGUACGGUGUGAUUGUGCCCGGCGGUAUUGACGGUGUGGCCGAGGCGUCAAUGCUUCUCAGUGGCGCCCCUGCCAAGGGACUGAUUGCAUGCACGUACCUGUUCGUGGCGUCGUACGCCCCGACCUGGGGUCCCGUGUCGUGGGUGUACCCUCCCGAGCUGUACCCUCUGCGCGUGCGUGGUAAGGCCGUUGCUUUGGCAACCUCUUUCAACUGGGCAUUCAACACGGCGCUUGGUCUGUUCGUGCCCACUGCCUUCGCCACCAUCCGCUGGCAGACUUAUAUCAUCUUCGGUGUUUUCUUGGUCGCCAUGACCAUUCACGUCUUCUUCUUGUUCCCUGAGACUGCUGGUAAGACUCUGGAGGAAACUGAGCAGAUCUUCGAGGAUCCCAACGGUAUCCCUUACAUCGGUACGCCGGCCUGGAAGACUACCCACGAUACUAAGCGCACUAUCGCUGCUGAGUCGGGUGAUGUUGAGAUUCUUGGUGAGAAGCUGGCUGGUGCUGAGAAGCGUGCUGCUGCCCACACUGAGGUUGUCGAUGCAUAG